This is a messenger RNA of Ornithorhynchus anatinus (platypus), 3749 nucleotides long. RefSeq names its product sortilin related VPS10 domain containing receptor 2 (gene SORCS2). Bases 62 to 3433 code for a protein of 1123 amino acids. Gene Ontology annotation, molecular function: protein binding. The record is from RefSeq and is a predicted model, not a curated record. The transcript is spliced from 28 exons. Gene Ontology annotation, cellular component: membrane. NCBI's taxonomy places the organism in Eukaryota, Metazoa, Chordata, Mammalia, Monotremata, Ornithorhynchidae.
CCGGCUGUGUCCCCGAGCGUGUGUGCCAGGGUGCGAGCGGCGCCCCGGGCUCCUCCGGAGGAUGGAGCGUGGGGAUGAUGCCCCGCCGGCCCCCCCCAGGACCGGCCCCGGGGGCGGCGCCCGGCCCCUGCCGCCCCUGCUGCCGCUGCUGCCCCUGCUGCUGCUCUUCGCCUCGGGGGUCCGGGGCUCCCCGGAUCCGCCCACCGCCGGAGGAGGAGGAGGAAGAGGGGGCGCGGGGUCCCCCCGCUCCAGGGUCCCGCUGCUCAGCACCUCCUUCGUCCUCAAAGGGGACGCCACCCACAACCAGGCCAUGGUCCACUGGACGGGACACAACAGCAGCGUGAUUUUGAUCCUUACCAAGUAUUAUCACGCCGAUAUGGGGAAGGUCCUGGAGAGUUCUCUGUGGAGGUCAUCGGACUAUGGGACAUCGUACACCAAACUGAAUCUGCAGCCCGGGACCGCAGCCGUCAUCGACAAUUUCUAUAUCUGUCCCACGAACAAAAGGAAGAUCAUCCUUGUCAGUUCUUCUCUGAACGAACGGGAUCAGAGCCUCUUUCUGAGCACGGAUGAAGGGGCGAGCUUUCAGAAGCAGCUCAUCACGUUCUUCGUGGAAACUUUGAUCUUCCAUCCAAAAGAGGAGGAUAAAGUCCUGGCCUUUACCAAGGAGAAUAAGCUUUACGUAUCCACCGACCUGGGAAAAAAAUGGAGUCUUCUUCAAGAACAUGUGACCAAAGACCAUGUGUUUUGGGCGGUGGCUGGGGUGGAUGAAGACCCGGAUUUGGUUCACUUGGAGAUCGAGGAGCCAAGUGGAGGUUUCCGCUACGUCACCUGUCCGAUUCUGAAUUGCUCCGAAAAAACAGUGACCGCCACGUUUUCCGAAGACAUUGACCACGGAUCCCUAACUGUGCAGGAUGACUACAUAUUCUUUAAGGCAACGUCAGCCAAUCGGACCAAAUACUACGUAUCUUACCGCCGCAACGAAUUUGUCUUGAUGAAGCUGCCUAAGUAUGCUUUGCCCAAGGAUGUGCAGAUCAUCAGUACCGACGAGAGCCAAGUGUUCGUGGCCGUUCGGGAAUGGUAUCAGACGGAGACGUACAACCUCUACCAAUCGGAUCCCCAGGGCGUCUACUAUGCGAUCGUGCUGGAGGACGUCCGGAGCGCCAAACAGCCCGAGGAGAAUGUCCUGAUCGAUAUUCUCGAGGUCAGAGGUGUGAAAGGAGUUUUUCUGGCCAACCAGAAGAUUGAUGGCAAGGUGACAACGCUCAUCACUUACAACAAAGGCCGGAACUGGGACCGUCUCAGAGCCCCCCUCACGGACAUGAACGGGAAACCCACCAACUGCAAGCCGCCGGACUGCCACCUGCAUCUCCACCUCCGCUGGGCUGAUAAUCCAUAUGUGUCCGGAACAGUUCACACCAAGGACACCGCCCCGGGCCUCAUCAUGGGAGCAGGUAACCUGGGUUCUCAGCUGGUGGAGUAUAAAGAAGAAAUGUACAUCACCUCCGACUGCGGAAAUAGCUGGAGACAGGUGUUCGAAGAAGAACAUCACAUCCUGUACCUGGACCACGGCGGGGUGAUUGUGGCCAUCAAGGACACCUCUAUCCCUCUGAAAAUACUCAAGUUCAGCAUCGACGAAGGCUACUCGUGGAGCACACACAAUUUCAGCAGCACCUCGGUCUUUGUGGACGGACUCCUGAGCGAACCAGGAGAUGAGAACUUAGUCAUGACGGUCUUUGGUCACAUAAGUUUCCGUUCGGACUGGGAGCUGGUCAAAGUGGAUUUCAGACCGACAUUCCCACGGGAGUGCAGUGAAGACGACUAUGAACCUUGGGAUCUCACAAACCUCCAGGGGGAACGUUGUAUCAUGGGACAGCAGAGGAGUUUUCGGAAGAGAAGAACCUCUUCGUGGUGCAUCAAGGGGAGAAGCUUCACGUCCGCCUUGACCUCCCGCGUGUGUGAGUGCGGAGCCUCCGACUUUCUCUGUGACUACGGAUUUGAACAUUCCACCUCUUCCAAACCGGAAUCCAACAAGUGUUUUGCAAACUUUUGGUUUAACCCCGAAUCUCCCCCUGAAGAGUGUGUUUUAGGAGAGGCUUACGCCAGCAGCACAGGCUAUCGCAAAGUGGUGUCCACCGUGUGCGAGGGAGGCGUGGAUUUGCAGCAAAAGUUGGCCCAGCACCAGUGUCCGAUGAUGGCCCCCAGAGGACUCCAGAUCAGCAUCAAGGGCGAGACCUUGGCCGUCAGACCCGGAGAAGACAUCCUAUUUGUUGUCCGGCAGGAGCAGGGAGACGUGCUCAACACCAAAUACCAGGUGGACCUGGGGGACGGGUUUAAAGCCAUCUACGUGAACCUCACCCUGGCCGGGGAGUCCGUCCGACACCGCUACGACAGCGCCGGCGUCUACAGGGUCUCCGUCCGAGCGGAGAACGUGGCCGGGCACGACGAGGCCGUGCUCUUCGUCCAAGUCAACUCUCCACUGCAGGCCCUGUACCUCGAAGCAGUUCCAGUCGUCGGGAGAAACCAAGAAGUGAACCUCACAGCUGUCUUGCUGCCCCAAAAUGCUAAUUUCACCGUGUACUACUGGUGGCUCGGAGAUAACCUGCAGCCCCUCCUCUCGUUGGAGAGCUUCCUGGUGACCAGCUUCUCGGAGUCCGGGGAGGUCAGAGUGACAGUACAGGCUUCCUGUGGAAACACCAUGCUCCAGGAUUCCAAAAUCAUCAGAGUUUUGGAUCAAUUCCAAGUCCUGCCUCUGACCUUCACCAAACACCUGGACAUGUACAACCCCAACAUCCCAGAGUGGAGAAAAGACAUCGGACAAGUCGUCUCCCGCCUUCUGUCGAAGGUAACGGGUAUUCCCGAAGAAUCUCUGGUGACUGUGGUGAAACCGGGUCUGCCCACCACAGCCAUCUUGCACGUGCUCCUUCCACCGCCCUCCCCCAAGAGGAAGCGGAGUGUACCCGCUGAUAAGAGAAUUGCAGCUAUCAAGCAAGCCUUGAAUUCGCACAACAUCACCUUUUUCCUGAGAGGAAAAUUCUGGGUCUUGGUCACAUUAAGCAACGCAGAUUCAGCUUCGCAGAGAAGCGGAGGCAGUGGCGGCUACUGGGCUAUCGUGGUUCUCUUUGUCAUCUCUGUUUUUGCUGCUGGUGCGUUCAUCCUCUACAAAUUCAAAAGGAAAGUCCCGGGCCGGACGGUGUAUGCCCAGAUGCACAACGAGAAGGAGCAGGAGAUGACGAGCCCGGUCAGCCCCAGUGAGGACACGCAGAACAUUAUCCAGGGUGAGGAGUUUAUUGAUGAUGAUCUGGACACUCAGACACUAGGGAACGCAAGAGGGGCCUCUUCUGAGAGAGAGGGACACUUGUCCAGUUCCAGAACCCCCUUAUUGCUGAUGCCAUUCAGUGUCCAGUCUCAGGCAAUCACUCAGGCGUGGUUCUGAGCAUAAACACCAGGGAGAUGCACAACUACCUGGUUAGCUGAUGUCCGUCGCCGGAAACCUGCGCGGAAGAGACUUCUCGAUUUUUUUUUUUUUUUCUCCCGGGGGAAGUCACUGAAUUUCAAACCUGGCCCUAAGUGGCGUGGACGGGAGGUUUCCGAAGACAGCCCAGGAGCGUGUUUUCUACCGUCUACCCCAGAAGAAGGAAAGCCCGCUGCCUUUUCACGUGUGGACUGAGCGUUUGACAUAACUUAGGAAGCAGAUCCUCAGCCCCAGGCCCUCCCCACUCCAUGUAUUCUAAUUUCUUUGUGUUCUCGUU